Drosophila kikkawai is the source of this 2049-nucleotide messenger RNA. RefSeq lists its product as uncharacterized. The record is from RefSeq and is a predicted model, not a curated record. NCBI's taxonomy places the organism in Eukaryota, Metazoa, Arthropoda, Insecta, Diptera, Drosophilidae.
AGCUUAAUAUUUCCAGAUAUACCAGAAGACUAGUGAGGAGACAGGAGCCGCUGCCGCCAGGUUUGUCAUCGUUAUCGAGUCAUCGAUAAACCAAAAUUCGCUGUUGUUUUUCUUUUGUUAUUUUUAUUUUGCAAAGACCAAAGAUAAAAUAAUUAUGUGGCUUUGUGCAGGAAAAUAGGCAGUGCAAAGGCCACUCCUAAAGCCGAAACAAUCUUCCAAGAGGAAAGGCCAAAAACAAAACAAAAAGAAAACCAACAAGAACAACGAACCGAAACAAUGCAGUGAAAUCGAACGAGGGGAAAAAAACAACAACAAAAAAAGCUACAACGAAAAGAAAACAAACACAAACAAAGCAGGAAGGUGGAAGCAGGAGAACAUGGAUAACUACGACCUGGAGGUGGACCUAAACUUUGUGCAGCUUAGCCGCCAGCAGCUGCUGCAGCGCUAUGCGGGCGCAGUGCAUCAAUUGCGGCGCCUGGCCGAAACCCGCUGCGAGGUGCGCUCGGUGAGCUUUGACAACUAUGUGCUGUUCCAAUACUUUCGCCACCGCAACUGGCAGGCGGGCAUCACCCCCCUAAUGCCACCGGCACCCCUAAUGACCUAUCUAAAACUGGAGGUACUGCAUCAUCUGCUCGACCGGCGGCGUCAAAUCCUCUGCUGGUUAUUCUACUUGACACUGGUAUCGCUAUGCGUGGCCGCCUAUCGUUAUGAGACCACCAGUCCCGGUGGCCAUCAGGAGCGCGUCGUCCAGUCCAUGGUGUAUCCGGGCAUGCGAAUGUGGCGCCGCAUGACCAUGCCGCUAAUCCAGCGCUUCCCCCAGCUCACCGAGCUAUAUGACGAAUCCUGCCUGAUGGGUAAUCCGUUCUUCCAGGUGGAGGAUCUCAGCUGCGGUCCCUGUGCCAAUGUCGAGAGCGUCUGGCUGGAGGGUGAGGAGCAUCAUCAGCUGCCCGGUGGCAGUGGUAUUGAUACUGCCGCUCCAUUUGCCUUCCGCAGCCACCAGGAGGCCAUCGAUCUGGGUGACUUUUAUAACAUCUAUGCAAGCAAUCAUAAGAUCUUCCAGCGUGAUGCCUAUCGGGUGCAUUCCACCAAUCAAGGUGUUCACAAUCUGGAGGAUCUGUUUGGGCAGUUUAAUAGCAGUGCGCCGCCGCCGCCUAGAUGGACACAGCAGGCGCAUAAUUUGUGGCGUUGCAAUCGAAUGCUGCCGGCCCGCCUCCUCCGGCCGAUUUUUGCCAGGCCAACACGUUUGCCCAGCAUGGGCGUGGCCCUGGAAAGGUAUGUGGCCAUUGAUACGGCCCAGGCGCCGGCCUAUACACUGCCGGAAACGGAAUGUCCCAAUGUGUAUGUCCAUCAGGCGGUGGGCACCAGAUUUAUAAUACUAAGGCCCACCAGCGAGUGCCGGCACCGGUGUCGCACUCUGUCCCUGCGGCUCACCCAGUCCUAUGUGCUCAGUUACAAUUGGUUGUACUGGAAACCGAUCUCUGCACCGGAUCCCAUUUCUGAAACGCUGUCCAUCAGCCUCAUUGGAUCCUACUGCUAAAGAUGGAGAGGGGGUAUACCCUCCAAGCCACACCAUACUCUUCCCCAGCUCGUAGCUUUAAGCGCCAUAAAACACCCAAAAACCAAACUAAUUUACGAAUUUCUGCCGCUCUAAGCUCCAAACUGAAACCCAAAGAAGUUGGGUUAGCUGGAAGCUACACCUUUGCUUUAUAUUCGAGAACCUUAAGGCUCAAAUUCGUUGCCACCCUGUGUAAUCCUCAAGUCCUAGUUCGUAAGCAUUAGUUGUAACAGUUAACAGUUAGAAGCCUUCAACCAUUACCUUAAACCUUGCUCCUCCCUCCCUUUUGUGUUCAAACAUUUUUGCAUUUAUACAAUUAUAAACUUGUAUUCGGUAUUUAAAAGUUUUUGUUCUCACGGAAAACCAAGGAAACUCUGUAGAUUAAGUCAACGGAAGCGAUUUUGUAAAUAUCCAUUGCCAGGACUUGAAGUUGACUUUGUGUUUUUGCAACAACUCACGAAAUAAAAUCAAUAAAACUUAUAAAAAUGAAAAAA